This is a messenger RNA of Rhodamnia argentea, 1476 nucleotides long. Its product is annotated as patatin-like protein 2. The transcript has 8 exons. Gene Ontology annotation, biological process: lipid metabolic process. NCBI's taxonomy places the organism in Eukaryota, Viridiplantae, Streptophyta, Magnoliopsida, Myrtales, Myrtaceae. The record is from RefSeq and is a predicted model, not a curated record. Gene Ontology annotation, molecular function: monoacylglycerol lipase activity; glycerophospholipase activity. The coding region runs from base 59 to 1273 and encodes 404 amino acids.
GCUCGACCGGUGCUAGAAUUAGCCUCCUGUCUUCGAUCCUCAUACUUUUCUCGCUGAAAUGGAGUACGAGAAAUUGACCCUGAAACCUCCGACUUAUGGGAACCUUAUUACUGUUCUCAGCAUCGACGGAGGCGGCAUAAGGGGAAUGAUUCCAGGAGUCAUCCUAGCUUGCCUGGAAUCUGAGUUACAGAAGUUGGACGGCGAGGAUGCAAGGAUCGCGGAUUACUUCGACGUCAUAGCAGGAACAAGCACCGGUGGACUUCUGGCUGCCAUGCUGACAGCACCAAACGGCAAAAACCGUCCCCUGUUCGCCGCCAACGACAUCAAAUCCUUUUAUUUAGACAAUGGCCCCAAAAUAUUCCCACAAAAAAGCUGCUUGUUUUCCUCCAUUAUGCAAUCGGCAAAGCUUGUGUUUGGGCCAAAAUAUGACGGCAAGUAUCUGCACAACCUUCUGAGGGCAAAGCUUGGAAAUCUGCGGCUACAUCAGACUUUGACCAAUGUUGUUAUUCCGACCUUCGAUGUUAAGCAGCUCCAGCCUGUCAUCUUCUCCAGCUUUGAGGUGAAAAGGAGGACAAGACUCAAUGCUAUAAUUUCAGAUAUCUGCAUCGGUACUUCAGCAGCGCCGACUUACUUGCCGGCCCACUUCUUUCAAACUUCAGACUCUACAGGUGCGCGGAGGGACUUCAAUCUCAUCGACGGCGGUAUGGCGGCUAAUAAUCCGACUCUGAUUGCUGUCAGCGAAGUGACAAAAGAGAUCACCAGGGGAUCCCCGGCUUUCAACUCCAUAAAUGCAUCGGAAUUUGGCCGGUUUUUGGUGAUAUCCUUGGGAACUGGAUCGGCGAAGGUCGAGGAGAAGUAUGAGGCCAAGUCAGUGGCCAGAUGGGGUGUCUUUAAUUGGUUGAUGGGAGGCAAUUCGGUUCCUUUAGUGGAUGUGUUCAUGCAAGGAAGCGCGGACAUGGUUGAUUUUCACCUUUCUGUGGUUUUCAAAUCCCUUAAUUGCGAAAGUAACUAUCUCAGGAUUCAGGAUGACACAUUGAGAGGGACGGUAUCGACAGUCGACACUUCUACAAAGGAGAAUCUGAACAAUCUUGUCAAGGUCGGCGAGGAGUUGUUGAAGAAGCCGGUUUCGAAGGUGAACCUGGAGACCGGUAACUUGGAGCCUUCAAAACUGGAGACUAAUGAACAGGCUCUGAAAAGGUUCGCAAAGCUGCUUGUGGAAGAGAAGCGCGGCCGUCACGCCAAUCAUUCCAAAACUCUGUCAAGCAAAGCAUAGUAUAAAGCUUCAAAGCAGCUCCUACAUCACGUAGAACGUCGUCCACAAUGUGUGAAAUCAGGGAAAUCCCUGCCCUAUGAAUAAGAACCUGGUCGGUCUGAAAGAAUUUCCCGUACUUGCAUUUACUUCCUUCUAGAUUUAAUGUUCUCCGUCCUUGUUACGCAAAUUCUAUUUAUGUUCGAAUCGCCACUGAGCCGAUUCAA